UGCAGCUGCACUGGUGUUGCAGUGAUCAUUUGGGAACCAGAUGCAAGGAUUUUCUCUUACAUAAGACUCAUUCAUAAGCAACACCAAAGCAUUCCUGAACUUUGCAGGGAGCUCACUGUCAGGCUGUCAGAAAAUGAUAAAGCAGCUGUUGAUUUCGAUUGUGUGUGGUGCUGCCAUGCUGACCGUAGGUAUCCUAAUCGGCCACUAUGGUAUCACCAAGGCACCGUCCUGGGUGAAGGAUGAGAUGAAGGAUGUGGACGAGAGCCUGAUUGAGAAGUUCUUGUCUGAGGUGGACAACAUCCAGAUUCAGGAGAACCUAAAGGAGUUGACCAAAGUGCCUCAUAUGGCCACCACAGCUGGAGACGAGCAAACAGUGCAGUUAAUGCUAAAGAGAUGGCAGGACCCUGAAAGCGGCCUGGACCAGGCCUGGAGGGAAGAGUAUUUGGUCUACUUGUCCUUCCCCGACCCCAAGAACCCCAACAAGGUCACUGUAGUGAGCCCGUCUGAAACUGUGCUGCACACUGCCAGAGAGAAAGAGAAGAGUUAUACUCCAGACCAAGAUGAUCCUGCUGUUGUUCAGCCGUACGCUGCGUACUCCCCCGCUGGACACCCAAAGGGGCGACUGGUGUACGCCAACCAGGGGAAACCAAGUGACUACCUCCUGUUGAACCAGACAGUGGAUCUCAGAGGAACCAUCGCUAUCACCAGAUAUGGUGGAGCAGGAAGAGCUGCUAAAGCCAUCAAUGCAGCACCCUAUGGUGUCAUUGGCGUGCUUGUUUACACAGAUCCUCUGGACAUCAACGAUGGUCUCAUGUCAGACGCCAGUGAGACGUAUCCUCACUCCUGGUACAUGCCGCCCUCUGGCGUGGAGAGGGGUUCCUUCAACACUCAUUAUGGAGACAUGCUCACACCCUACCUGGCUGCCAAAAAGGAAACCUACAGAAUUCCUGUUGAGAACAUUACAGGAAUCCCUCCUAUUCCAACUCAACCAAUCGGAUUUGAGGAUGCCUACAUACUAAUCUGCGAGUUAGGUGGAGAAGCAGCUCCCAAGGAAUGGCAGGGAGCAUUCAACUGUACUUACAACUUUGGUGGUCCAGGUUUCAAACCUACAUCUGCUUUCAACAACAGUGAUGUGAAACUGGACAUCUUCAACCAUGAAGAGUUGAAGAACUCCUCCAAUGUGAUGGGAGUUAUCAAAGGGAGUGUCGAGCCAGACAGGUAUGUGAUCUAUGGGAACCACAGGGACAGUUGGGUUCAUGGUGCCAUUGACCCAAGCAGUGGCACGUCGGUCAUGCUGGAAUUGACCAGAGUGCUGGGCAAGAUGGUCAAGCAGGGCAAAUGGAGGCCACGUAGGUCCAUAAUCUUUGGAAGCUGGGGAGCGGAGGAGUUUGGCCUUAUUGGGUCUGCAGAAUACACAGAGCAAUAUUUCACCAAGCUCAGUGAACGAACCGUAGCUUACAUCAAUGUGGAUAUAGCCGUUUUUGCCAACGCCACCCUCAGAGCUUCAGGGAUGCCAUCAGUACAGAAUGUCAUCUUCAAAGCUGCAAAACAGGUCAAUGCAGCCGGACUGGAAUCCACAUCUGUGUACGACAACUGGAUCAAAUAUUCCAACAGGACAAGUCCAGCACAUGGACGCAUACCCAGGAUGGGAUACCUGUCAGGAGCAGGUAGUGAUUACGCCGCCUUCGUCCAUUACCUGGGAAUCACUGCCAUGGACAUUUCAUACACUUACGACAGGAGUAAAACAAAUGCUCGGAUUUACCCUGCGUACCACACAGCAUACGACACCUUCGACUACGCCUCUAAGUUCAUUGAUCCUGGGUUUGUCAGUCACCAGGCCAUUGCCAGGACAGCGGGAAAUGUCCUGAUCCGAUUGGCUGACAGCCUGGUGUUGCCAUUAAACUGUAGUGACUACGCUGAGAUUCUGGAGGACUACCUGGAGACAGCAGUGAACCUAUAUCAGAAUCAACUGCAAGCGAAGCAUAUAUCCAUGGAACCACUAAAACGUGCAGUGGCCAGCUUUCGCAGUGCAGCUACCCAUUUGGACCAGGUGAUUCUCAGUUCAGACCUGGCGAAUGAAGCUCCGCUGAAGGUCAGAAGGAUCAACGAUCAGCUCAUGUUGCUGGACCGAGCUUUCUUGAACCCCCUGGCCUUCCCGGAUAAAUAUGCAUUCAGGCAUGUUAUCUGGGCUUCAAGUAGUGCUGGCAAGCCAACCUUCCCGGGUCUGGCAGAUGCCUACGCCAAAGCUGAGUCAUCAGGACAGCUCAGGGACUGGGACAAAGUGCACUACCACCUGUCAGUCCUGAGCCAGGCCAUCGAGGGCGCUGCCAACACACUGGUUGACGUCAUAUAGACGAAGAAGAGGAAGGAAGGAGGAACUACACUCGCUCAGGGAUUUUACAAAAAGACAGGGGUCUGCAGCCAGUGAGCCCUGAUCAGUUGGGUAAUGAUGGGACUAUUUAUGGAUGAUAUUAGCAAUCAAUGAACGAAGCUCCUCACCAAACAGUAACAUAAAUGAUGUCUUCUAUCUUUGUCACAGGAUUAAAAUAUUUAAAUAUGAUGGGACAGUUGUCGUAAUUGACACAAAUAGCCACCUCAGUAUAGCACAUAUUAUCUUUCGAUGUGCUUAUAAAAGAAAGCAGACUUUGUUUUCUUUAGAAAAUCAACGACCAGCUCUGAUCUUGGUUAUGUUAAACUUAAUGUUUGUGUCUCAUCAGCUGCUGAAUCAUUUAACCUCCUUAUCAAAACAUAAGAAAUGACAGGAUAGUUGAAUAUUGUGAUUAUUGACACUAAUAUGUAUGUUAAUAUUUCUUUUGUGAUGAA
Morone saxatilis (striped sea-bass) is the source of this 2823-nucleotide messenger RNA. It is a transcript of the gene naaladl1, whose product is annotated as N-acetylated alpha-linked acidic dipeptidase like 1. The coding region runs from base 134 to 2353 and encodes 739 amino acids. Lineage: Eukaryota; Metazoa; Chordata; Actinopteri; Moronidae. The record is from RefSeq and is a predicted model, not a curated record. Gene Ontology annotation, molecular function: carboxypeptidase activity. The transcript is spliced from 19 exons.